AGCUUCAUCACAUGGGCAGGUGUAUCUGCGAAAAGGGAGUGAGGAGAGUGUGUCUUGUGGACACAGGAGACCUCGAAAAACUGGAGAACCACCAAGGGAGCGGCACCAGAGGCUCUUGGUGUUGCCAGGCAGAGUCCUGAGGGCUGGUGUGCAGGCAAGAAGAAGACAAAGAUGUUUUUCCGCAUCCCUCGAUUGACCCCUGGAUACAUUAGAUACCUCCAGACUCAGGCGGCACAGACGGUGCUGCAGAGCCGGGACGGCCCCGUGAUGCCUCGCCUGGCUUUCCUGCUGGGAUUCAUGGGGGUCGGCGUGUCCGGAUACAGCUCCCGCCAACUGAUGCUGCACUACAAGCCGGCCAGUCGCCUCUUCAGAUAAAAUGGACGACCUGGGACACACGCAGUUGACGGCAGUAAUGUCACCGUGUUUUGUUGUUUUAGCUAAGUUCGAUUUUUGAGUCAAUAUUGUCACCUUUAGGCCAGUAUGGCGUUGUGUUUUGUUGGUACUUUUUCUUACUGUCUGGUGUGCUUUUCUAAACUUCCAAUUUCUCCUUGACUGGCAGUGUACUAAAGCACACAGACAAUGGAUUGCCUAAGCCAUUUAUUCUCAAACUGUGGUACGGGUACCACUGGUGGUACGCAGGCUCCAUUUAGUGGUAAACGGGAACAUCAGAUUUUUUAAAAAGGGAAAAUAUAUACAAAAAAUAAGUAUGAAAUAAUAGUACAAAUGCAAUGUUUGUAAACCAAAAUUGCACCUGCAAGUACAAGCACGUGUUCAAACCCCACUUGAGCCUACCGCUGAAAUUAGCCUCCUGUAUUAGUUAUACAGUAAUUGUUUACUUAAUUUUUUUUAAUCUACAGCGGCAUCUGCUGGAGCCGUUGUGGCACUACAUCCAUUUUCCCCCAAAGCAGAAUUGCACUUGUUUAGUCUUGCAGCAGCUGCUACUUUGCACUUUAUUUGCACAAGGAACCUGCACAUGACGUUGUACAUAUCACUUUGAAGCUGAAUGAGAUUAGUAGAACGUGACAGGAGAUGCUUCCAGUUUGUACUGUGAGCUGGACUGGGCGACAUUCAGCUGAAACACACUGGAUCUCGCCCAGUUGCAAACCAGUGUCACACCAGACAAACGUAGUCAAAUGAGUAGGAGUUGUUUGUCCUGUGUUGUGUCCUAUUGGAGGCUUUGUACAACUUCGACAGCAUAUGAAUGUAUCAGAGACAAAGAAUGUAAAUUAGCAGUAAAUAUGGCAUCCUGGCUCUAUCAAAAAAACACAGUAUGAGUGCGCAAGCGAGAGAUUAGCAAGAAAGGAGGUCAGUGCGAGCCAAGUGAUACCAUCGUCCCUUACAGAUCCUCUUAGGAAAAUUUUUUUUUAGAGCAGAUUACAUGUGUUAAGGGUCACUGACCCUGAAAUGGAGACAGGCGCUGCUUGUGACGCAGCAAAAAGUCAAUGUUGUGAUUGUGCUUAUUUAGCUGCUGUGGCUAUCUAACCACUGAUUUUGUUCUUUGAAGAAAUUUGGUGCAAAAACUAAUGCACUGGCUACAGGCAAUUACCUGGAAAUUUGGUGUAAAUCAAGCAAACUCUAUUAAAAUGAAAAAACAGGCGUAAGAAUGAACAUUUUACUGUGAUAAGCAGGCCAUUUAAAAUUACACUGAACAAAAAAAUUGCUAAAUUUAAACUGUAAACUCACGUGAAUCCUCAUACAUUACUUGAAAAACUUUUAAUGCUUUUAAAUCAAAGAGUUUUAUGAACAUAAUAUGCCCUGGUGUUAAAAUGAUAAAAUAUUGUUGACAGGAACAGGAAAGUCGGCACAAAUCAAGGAAAUUUCUCCAAAAAUAAAACAUAACAAAAGGAACUUCUUGUAACAAGAGCUGAAUCUUUCAACUAGUCUGCUGUGCGUUUGUGUUGCUGAGAUUUGAAUACAGCUGAGACAAAAAUGUUCCCUUGGUAUUACUGGUAUGAUUGUACCGUACCGUUAUGAUAAGGUGUGUGUCCUGUUUGAACACACUGUAUGCUUUAAGACAGAUAAGAAAUGUAAGAUAUUUGAUUCUUUAUUCCGUAUGGGGAAGCAUAUUUACCAAAAAAAAAAGGAUACAAAUGUUGUGUCUGUUCAGUAACAACAACCUAAGAUUUGCACAUUUGCACAAUUCCGCCUAACAAAAAGGGAGGUACACGUAAAAAGGUUUGCGAAAUGCAGCAAAAAUGGUGGUAUUGAACUGUACAUUCACCACAAGCAAACACAGCUGUACUUGAUGUAUUUAAAUGAAUGAAUAAAUAAAAUUAUGAAGUCGCCCA
Molecule: messenger RNA, 2288 nt
Organism: Dunckerocampus dactyliophorus (ringed pipefish)
Lineage: Eukaryota; Metazoa; Chordata; Actinopteri; Syngnathiformes; Syngnathidae
Exons: 2
Coding region: 172-375 (67 amino acids)
Source: RefSeq, a predicted model, not a curated record